This is a messenger RNA of Caenorhabditis angaria, 213 nucleotides long. NCBI's taxonomy places the organism in Eukaryota, Metazoa, Nematoda, Chromadorea, Rhabditida, Rhabditidae. The record is from the annotation of a GenBank genome assembly.
AUGACUCGCGUUUCCAAAGGUCGUGGAAGACCAGCUGCAGAAGCCACAUCUGCCAAAAGAUUUAAGCUGAACGACGAAAUGGGUGCUGACACUGUCCGCUUUAAGAAAUUGGAAAAAUCUCUAGAGAACGCUAUAAGACGUAUUUCUCAUUUGGAGAACCAGUUGAAAGCGGUUCAAGUCGACAAUGAUAAAUUGAAGAUGGUACACAGGUAA